AUGGCUACCACAACCAUGCCCAACCGGGGUGCCCCAUCAUAUUACGGUGCUGCCACCGAGUUUUAUCCCCUCGAACUUGAUCAGCCUACCACCGGCUUCAUGACAAGGUCACAGCGCCCGAACAACAGGGUCCCAAGAUCAGCUCCUCCAGGUUUUGACACUUCGCCUCUGCACCACAAGAAAAUGGGCGGCCCCUAUGAUCCAGCAACACUGAAUCGGCCAAGGAAGCUGUCGUCAACCGUAACGGUCACGCCAAUCAUCACGCCCAACAGCGACGACACCAGGUCGAGGAGUAUGCCGGGUCACGAACAGACCAGUGUCCCAGCAAAGCAUGCAACACCUUACACAGCAUGGCGGCCGGAGUUCCGACACCAGCAGAGUCCCGUUAGGACCGUUUUCAGGACGCACAAGAGACAGCCCGGCGAGCUAUUCGCCGCGCUGCCUGAGGAGGUCUUGGGCAUGGUCCUGGGCCAGCUGAAGGAGUCUCACCUAGGCAAAGGCAGCGAAAGCUGCGCGACGUGCUGGAUGAGAGACUUGUCCUCGAUAUCAGUGGCUUCGCGCAAAUGUCAUCAAGCGGCGAGGAUAGCAUUGUAUGACGACAUUCAAUUGAAUGGAACAGACUCGUCUGCCAUGAAGAAGCGACACAAAAUUGCCCACGGCGCCAGGCUGGUCCUUCUGCGCCGUACAUUGAGGGCCAACCCCGAGCUUGCUGCCAUUGUCCGCACACUGAAGGUGCCCAGCCAACCUAUCAGCUCCACUAAGGAAGAAUACCACAACCUCAUCGCCACCAUCGUUAUGGAGUGCCCCAAUUUCGAACGUCUCGUCGGCCUCCACCCUCGGUACGAUCACACCUUUAGUCGCCUCUUCCAUGCUCUUUCCACGCGGGUGAACCUGAAGCAGAUGGACUGGAUCAUCGACGCACCCGUGCUCCAGGCCCCGCAGCGCCCAGGAUCGCGCCCUGGCUCUAGUUCUGGCAAGUCAGCUGGCUUGAAAAUGGAGCGCAGGAUAGGGCCCCAUGGCGUGCUGGAGCCUACUGAGUGUGCAGCGUUUUUCGACUGCCAUGCCAACUGGAGCAACCUGAAGACCUUGUCCAUACACUGCCUCCCAGGAGCAACUCUUGCGCCUGGUGGUCUGAUUGUCAAGAUCCUGGGUCAGCUCCCCGCUCUAGAGCACUUGUAUCUCUCCAGGCUGUCGCAUGCCGCCUUCAACGACCAGACGCUCUCGGUGCUGCCGCCUCUGAAGACCCUUUCCCUUGCCCAUACCUCGGGCAUCACAAGCGCAGGCCUUUCUGCCUUUGCGACGUCGCAGGCUGCGCAGGGCAUGACGAGAUUGACUCUUCGUCACGUCAACCUCGACUCUCUGCCAGCAUUGGUCCGAAUCUUCUCAAACAUGCGUUAUCUAGAGGUCUUUUCUCUGGUCCAGACGUUCGCACCGACACUUCCCGAAGACACAAUGAUCUGGCUCAUGCCAUACCUCGCCUGUUCUUCGCUCCGCAGGCUGCAUUGGGACAUCACCAGCCACUCGGCUGCCGCAAGCGCUGCCGACGCCAUCCUCGCGCGCAGUAUCGCCGCGCACGGGUUCCCGUCUCUCGUGGCCUUGCGGGCCCCCACGGAUCCAGAGGGGAUAUUCCAGUCGCUCUGCCGGCCAGCCGAACGCGCCGAGAUUGCAAGCGAUCGCUUCCGCACCCCGGCGCAGAGUGCCGAAAGGCAGAACACGUUCCCCAUGGGACGAAGCAACACCCUCGCUUCGCUGACCAGCUCUAGUAGCAGUAGCAGCAUCAGCAGCGGUGCGAGCAUUGGGGGGAGGAGUCAGUCGCCGAUGACACCGAUGACGCCUCAGACGCCGUUGACGCCCUUCAGUCCAUCGGGCGGCAGCUUCCUCCGCGAGGCGAGCGAUCUGCGCGAGUCCCGCUUGGCGGCGCAGGGACGACUCGAGGCGGCGCGCAGUGCACCGCGGUUUGCGGUGCAGGUCGUCGACGAGGAGGGUUCUACGGUCGAGGACUAUGAGAUGGCAGGCUUCAUGGGUACGAUCGGCAGCCAGAUUCGCUACGACUCGAUGCCUGAUGCCGGUGCGCGGGACGAAAAGGGUGGACUCGUGGACAUGGACGAUGUCAUGGGCGAAUGCGGCGAGGACAUCAGCGAGCGUGAGGGCUGUUUCGGACGGUGGAACAUGAGCACGAGCGGUAACGUGGACCGCCGGGAGAAGGAGAAGUGGUGGCAUACGGAGAGGGGGCGAUGGACGAAUGUCGAGCUGGCUUGA
This is a messenger RNA of Verticillium dahliae VdLs.17, 2259 nucleotides long. RefSeq lists its product as uncharacterized. The transcript is spliced from 2 exons. The record is from RefSeq and is a predicted model, not a curated record. NCBI's taxonomy places the organism in Eukaryota, Fungi, Ascomycota, Sordariomycetes, Glomerellales, Plectosphaerellaceae. The coding region runs from base 1 to 2259 and encodes 752 amino acids.